CUUAAAGUUUACACACGUUCGGCUUACGUUCUAGUCUUUGGGUCUCCGGGACAAGCAGGUAAGUGUGUUCAUGCAUAUUACUUCCUUCUGGAGGGUGCCUGCCCCUAGCCUACCACACGCUUGAUAAGUCAAGUCCAUUUUUACAAGUUGUAAUAAUAGUUAAACCAAAAAAAAAAAUGUAAUAAUAGGAAAUGUAAUUCAAAUAAAUUAAUUAUAAAAAUAAUUAAAAUUAUGUUAAUUACAAGCAUAGAUAUAUAUAUAUAUAUAUAUAUGGGUUUUGUUAUUCAUUGCAAACUCCAUAUCUCUUUGUUUUUUCUUUCUUAUAUUUUGGAAUCUUAGCUCUUGUAAUAAGGGAUUAGAAGAAAUGAAUAAGGAAGUGACUAUGAAGAUGACUAAGCUCUUAUCGAUCGCGAUUCUGAUGGGGACUAUUGUGAUUUGGAUCAUGAUGCCAACUUCUACUUACAAGAAGAUCUGGUUGACAUCCAUGCGUGCCAAGCUCGGCAAAUCAAUUUAUUUUGGAAAACCAGGAGUGAACCUUCUGGUCUACAUGUUCCCAGUGAUUCUAUUGGCAUUUCUGGGUUGUAUCCACCUUCACUUGAAGAAACAAACGAGUGUUGACCACUUUCAUAGUGGAGUUGAGAGGAAGAAGAAGAGAGAUAAGUUUGGUGCAUUGAGAAGACCAAUGUUAGUGAAGGGACCAUUAGGAAUAGUUACAGUGACUGAAGUUAUGUUCUUGACGAUGUUCAUGACUCUUCUGCUUUGGAGCUUAACCAAUUACUUUUACUAUACUUUUGUCACCAUCACUCCUCAAUCAGCAGCAAUCCAUGGAGAUAACUUAUGGCAAGCGAGGCUGGAUUCAAUAGCAGUACGGUUAGGUCUAGCUGGGAACAUAUGUUUGGGGUUCUUGUUUUAUCCGGUGGCGCGUGGCUCGUCGUUGCUGGCUGCAAUUGGGCUUACGUCAGAGUCAAGCAUCAAGUAUCAUAUAUGGCUCGGCCACAUGGUCAUGACCUUAUUCACCAGCCACGGUCUUUGUUACGUUAUCUAUUGGAUAUCCAGAAAUCAAGUCUCUCAGAUGUUGGAGUGGGACAGGACCGGUAUCUCGAACUUGGCCGGGGAGAUAGCUCUGGUGGCCGGAAUUUUGAUGUGGGCCACCACAUUUCCGGCGAUAAGGAAGAGAUUUUUCGAAGUCUUCUUCUAUACUCAUUAUCUAUACAUCGUCUUCAUGCUCUUCUUUGUCUUCCACGUUGGCAUCUCUUACUCGUUGAUCUCUUUUCCCGGUUUCUACAUCUUCAUCGUCGAUCGUUUCUUGAGAUUUCUCCAGUCUCGAAACAACGUCAAGCUAGUCUCUGCUCGUGUUCUUCCUUGUGACACCGUCGAGCUCAAUUUUUCCAAAAGCCCUACGCUGAUUUAUAACCCUACGAGUAUAUUGUUCGUGAACAUACCGAGCAUUUCGAAGCUUCAAUGGCAUCCAUUUACGAUAACUUCAAGUAGCAAACUCGAACCAGAGAAGCUAAGUGUUGUGAUCAGGGGCGAAGGCAAAUGGUCCACUAAGCUUUAUCAGAUGGUUUCUUCUUCUGAUCAGAUCUACCGCCUUGCUGUUUCCUUCGAAGGACCAUACGGCCCUAGUUCCACUGAUUUCUUACGACAUGAAUCUCUAGUGAUGGUGAGUGGAGGCAGUGGGAUUACACCGUUCAUCUCCAUAAUCCGUGACCUAGUCUACAUGAGCUCAACGAACAGUUGUAAAAUCCCCAAAAUGACCCUAAUCUGCGCGUUCAAGAACUCGUCUGACCUCUCGAUGCUCGAUCUAAUAUUACCCAAAUCUGGUCUCACCACCGAGAUCUCCUCGUUUUUAGAUAUCCAAAUCAAAGCCUUCGUCACCCGAGAGAAAGAAUCAACUCGCAACAUGAACAUCAUCAAACCCAUCUGUUUCAAACCAUAUGUCUCAGACCAACCCAUCUCACCAAUCCUUGGACCCAACUCCUGGCUCUGUCUUGCCACCAUCCUCUCUUCUUCAUUCAUGAUCUUUAUUAUCAUCAUCGGAAUCAUCAUGAGAUAUCACAUUUAUCCAAUCGAUCAAAGCUCGAGAAGGUACACGUCGGCUUAUACCUCUCUCAUUUACCUUCUAGCAAUCUCCUUUAGCGUGGCGGCUACGUCUACGGUCGCUGUAUUGUGCAACAAAAAGAAGUCUUAUACGAAAUAUGAGCAAAACGUCGACGUUUUGUCUUUGCUGAUGAACGAGAGCUCGCCACAGCAGUUGCUAUUGCAAUCCACCAGCAUAUUUUACGGGGAAAGGCCUAAUCUUAACAAGCUUCUAGUUGGUUUAAAGGGUUCAAGCGUGGGAGUUCUCGUGUGUGGCCCGAGGAAGAUGAGACAAGAGGUUGCAAAGAUUUGUUCCUAUGGUUCGGCUGACAAUCUUCAGUUUGAAUCUAUCAGCUUCAGCUGGUGAUUUUUUUUUAAUCAGAUUGAAUUUUGACAAUUGUUUGGGUUGCAAAUUAACUAGGUGGCUUAGAUAGUAGAUACAGUUUGAGGAUAUCCACAUCUUUCACCUGAUAACAAAUAUUAUUUACAAAU
Messenger RNA from Eutrema salsugineum, 2571 nucleotides. RefSeq names its product ferric reduction oxidase 3, mitochondrial. Gene Ontology annotation, molecular function: oxidoreductase activity. The transcript is spliced from 8 exons. The record is from RefSeq and is a predicted model, not a curated record. The coding region runs from base 365 to 2446 and encodes 693 amino acids. Gene Ontology annotation, cellular component: plasma membrane. Lineage: Eukaryota; Viridiplantae; Streptophyta; Magnoliopsida; Brassicales; Brassicaceae.